AUGCCACGAACGUAUGAUGAGGAAUGCAGCUAUAUUGAACGUAUCACAGAUGUUGUGUACAGAAUCAAAAAAGGAUUCGUUCCAAAUAUGAAUGUCGAAGGACGCUUUUACGUCAACACAGCUUUAGAAAAACUGAUGUUUGAAGAGUUGAGAAAUGCGUGUAGAUUGGAUGGUAUCGGCGGAUUCUUGCCUGCGGUACGCCAAAUUGGAAAUGUCGCAGCACUCCCUGCUAUUGUUAACGCUUCUAUUGGUUUGCCGGAUAUACAUUCCGGUUAUGGAUUUGCUAUAGGAAAUAUUGCUGCAUUCGACGUUUCUGAUCCAGAUGCUGUCGUAUCGCCAGGUGGCGUUGGUUUUGAUAUUAACUGUGGCGUCCGUUUAAUUCGAACAAAUUUGUCUGAGAAAGAUGUUCAGCCAGUAAAAGAACAGCUCGCUCAAUCGUUAUUUGAUCAUAUUCCGGUGGGCGUGGGAUCAAAGGGUAUCAUUCCAAUAGGAGCUCAACAGUUCGAGGAAUGUCUUGAAAUGGGUAUGGAUUGGACUCUGCGUGAAGGGUAUUCGUGGGCAGAAGAUAAAGAGCACUGUGAGGAGUAUGGAAGGAUGCUUCAGGCCGAUGCUGCCAAAGUUUCACCCCGUGCCAAAAAGAGAGGACUUCCACAGCUAGGGACUCUUGGAGCUGGAAAUCACUAUGGAGAAGUACAAGUCAUUGAUGAAAUAUAUGAUGAAUAUGCGGCUAGUAGAAUGGGCAUCGACAGACUGGGUCAAGUUUGUAUAAUGAUUCAUUGUGGUAGUCGCGGUUUGGGACACCAGGUUGCUACAGAUUCAUUAGUGGUUAUGGAGAAAGCUAUGAAACGAGAUAAUAUAAUUGUCAAUGACCGUCAGCUAGCCUGUGCGAGGAUUAAUUCUAUGGAAGGGCAAGAUUAUCUCAAAGGCAUGGCGGCAGCUGCGAAUUUUGCAUGGGUGAAUCGAUCUUGCAUGACAUUUUGCGCAAGACAGGCUUUUGCAAAAGUGUUCAACACCUCACCAGAUGAUCUGGACAUGCAUGUUAUAUAUGAUGUCAGCCAUAACAUUGCUAAAAUAGAGGAGCAUCUUAUAAAUGGAAGGCCAAAACAACUGUGCGUGCAUAGGAAGGGUUCAACACGUGCUUUCCCUCCUCAUCAUCCUCUCAUUCCCGUAGAUUACCAACUUACAGGACAACCAGUACUAAUUGGUGGUACGAUGGGUACCUGUAGUUACGUUUUGACAGGCACUGAACAAGGGAUGAAUGAAACAUUUGCUACUACUUGUCAUGGAGCGGGUAGGGCCUUGUCUCGUGCUAAAUCGAGACGAAACAUAGAUUUUCAAGAAGUUUUGAACAAGAUGCAGGCAAUGGGUAUAUCAAUUCGUGUGGCUUCUCCAAAACUGGUUAUGGAAGAGGCGCCGGAAUCAUACAAAAAUGUGACGGAUGUAGUAAAUACUUGUCAUGAAGCUGGUAUUAGCAAGAAAUCUGUCAAAUUACGUCCGAUUGCUGUGAUUAAAGGAUGA
Messenger RNA from Brugia malayi, 1518 nucleotides. RefSeq lists its product as uncharacterized. Gene Ontology annotation, biological process: tRNA splicing, via endonucleolytic cleavage and ligation. Bases 1 to 1518 code for a protein of 505 amino acids. Gene Ontology annotation, molecular function: RNA ligase (ATP) activity. The record is from RefSeq and is a predicted model, not a curated record. Lineage: Eukaryota; Metazoa; Nematoda; Chromadorea; Rhabditida; Onchocercidae. The transcript is spliced from 12 exons. Gene Ontology annotation, cellular component: nucleus; tRNA-splicing ligase complex.